[Torrubiella] hemipterigena is the source of this 4277-nucleotide messenger RNA. The record is from the annotation of a GenBank genome assembly. Lineage: Eukaryota; Fungi; Ascomycota; Sordariomycetes; Hypocreales; Clavicipitaceae.
CACGACGGAACAUGUAAAUCUCUGUGAUCAAUAUGUUGAAUUUGGAGAUUAUCAGGGCGUUCAGACGACGGAAUGGCUAAUAGUUGUUGCCAAGGAAGCCUGGAGCAGUCGAUCUGGGGCAGUGCAAGCUUGAACGGAGCAAGGCAACGCGGGCUCCGGCGGGCGAGUUUAUCCAGAACCCGCUCUGUAUAUUUGGCCAACUUUGAGUCUGAGAGAUAGCCGCCAAGGAAGGCUGUGCUUUUCGAGUUUUCUCUCCUCCAACGGCCGGCUAGACAAAAUGCUGCUUUUGUGGUUGUAAGUGGCUAUCUAUGUACACUGGAUGGACUGAGACGCAGGCGAGUUGUCUCAUUGGUAAUGGCUAUUGCCCAAGAGCAAGCAAGCAUCUAGCUAAUCAACCCGCACUUGCUAGCCGAGAUCAUCGGUCAACCUCACCGUCCACCUGCUACAUUCUACAUUUUGUGCCACUUCUCCAAGACUCUGGUGCUUGCUCAGCCUCCUUUGGCCCCUCUCUCGAGUCGAAGCAGGGAAAAUCGCAACCUCGUUGCAGACAGACAUAUAGUCGCCAUCGUCGUUCACGGUCGUUUCGAUUUUCUCCAACAUCUUCACUAUCAUUGUUAAUCUUUUGUGGAUGAAACCAUCUACUUCUCUCUAUACUGAGUAAUCUUCGCCUCCAGCAUCAUGGGGUCGACUGAUCUUCUCUCUCCCGACGCCGGUGAACGCAGAGCGCGCUCACCGAGUGUGAACUCGAGCGUUUCCAACCCGUUCUCUAUAGCCACGGCGACUAGCUGUGACUCGAGCGUGUUUGGGGAUGCUAAGGAUGCACUUCGUCCGGAUCCCGGCACCGAGGCCGACUUCCAGGUCCAGAAUAAUCCGUUUGCAUUCUCCCCAGGACAGCUGAACAAGCUUCUCAACCCAAAGUCCCUCGCUGCCUUUCAUGCACUUGGUGGUCUUUCCGGUAUUACCGCUGGGCUCCGUACCGAUAUCAAGUCAGGUUUGAGCAUUGACGAGACCAACAUUGCUUCGCCAAUCUCCUUCCAGGAAGCCAUUGGCGGCGGAUUGUCCCCAGUGUCUUCGUCUGAGGCACCUUCUCGAUCGCCGGCUUCUUCGGAACCAUUUGGUGAUCGCAUCCGCGUGUACAGCCGCAACGUCCUUCCUUCAAAGAAGGCUACGCCGUUGUGGAAGCUCAUGUGGAAUGCCUACAACGACAAGGUUCUUAUUCUGCUUACCUUUGCUGCCAUUAUCUCUCUUGCCCUCGGUCUCUAUGAGACCCUUGGCGUGUACCAUCCGCCUGGCGAGCCUACUCCUGUGGAUUGGGUCGAAGGCGUUGCUAUCUGCGCUGCUAUUAUUAUUGUCACUGUUGUCGGCUCGUUCAAUGAUUGGCAAAAAGAAAAGGCCUUUGUCAAGCUUAAUGCCAAGAAGGACGACCGCGAAAUCAAGGUCAUCCGCUCGGGCAAGUCCUUCAUGAUCAACAUUCACGACAUUGUUGUAGGUGAUGUGCUUCAUCUUGAGCCUGGUGACCUUGUUCCUGUCGACGGUAUCUUUAUCAAUGGCCACAACGUCAAGUGUGACGAGUCCUCGGCUACUGGAGAAUCUGAUGCCCUUAAGAAGACAGGUGGUGAAGAGGUGAUGCGGGCACUGGAAGCUGGGCAUACAAAGAAGAAACUCGAUCCUUUUAUUAUUUCUGGCGCAAAAGUUUUGGAAGGCAUGGGUACCUUUGUCUGCACCUCUGUUGGUGUCAACAGCAGCUUUGGCAAGAUUAUGAUGUCAGUCAGAACGGAGUCUGAGGCUACACCACUUCAGAAGAAGCUGGAAGGCCUCGCCAUGGCCAUUGCCAAACUUGGCAGUGCUGCAGCCGGUCUUCUCUUCUUUGUUCUUCUCAUUCGUUUCCUUGCUGGCUUAGCCGGCGACGAGCGCACUGCUGCCGCCAAGGCAUCGUCAUUUAUGGACAUUCUUAUUGUGGCCAUCACCAUUAUUGUUGUCGCCGUUCCAGAAGGUCUCCCUCUUGCCGUUACGCUUGCAUUGGCAUUUGCAACAACCAGGAUGUUCAAAGAGAACAAUCUUGUGCGUGUUCUUCGUGCUUGCGAAACCAUGGGCAAUGCAACCACCAUUUGCUCUGAUAAGACGGGUACUCUUACAACCAACAAAAUGACAGUAGUUGCCGGCACCUUUGGAUCAACAAACUUUAUCAAUUCCGAGUCUUCAAAUACUUCGGCACAGACUGCCAGCCAGUGGGCUGCGUCUUUACCACAGCGCUUCAAAGACAUGCUUAUUCAGUCCAUUUCCAUCAACUCGACUGCGUUUGAAGCGGAAGAGGACGGCAAGACUGUUUUCAUUGGCUCCAAAACAGAAACUGCCCUUCUUCAGCUUACCAAGGAUCACCUAGGCCUCCAGUCUCUCGCUUCCACUCGUGCCAAUGAGCAAGUCGCCCAGAUGAUGCCGUUUGACUCGGCCAAGAAGUGCAUGGCUGCUGUUAUCAAGCUUCAGGAUGGCUCCGGUUACCGUCUCGUGGUCAAGGGUGCAUCUGAAAUCGUGCUGCAAUACUGCUCAGAGCUCAUAGAGCCCUCUUCAAUGCAGCUUAGCCGUCUUACAUCCGAAGACCAGCGAUUGGUUAGCGAUACUAUUGAUAAAUACGCCAGAAAGUCACUCCGCACCAUCGGUCUUGCGUACAGAGACUAUCCUGAAUGGCCACCUGUGGAAGCUGAGAUCGCUGACGGUGAGGCUGUCAUUUCUUCUCUGCUCAAGAACCUUGUGUUUGUCGGUGUUAUUGGUAUUCAGGACCCUGUUCGCCCUGGCGUCCCUGAGGCUGUCCGCAAGGCCCAACAUGCUGGUGUGGUUGUCCGAAUGGUCACUGGUGAUAAUAAGAUUACUGCUGAAGCCAUUGCUAUAGAGUGUGGCAUUCACACUGAAGGCGGCAUUGUCAUGGAGGGACCCCGAUUCCGAAAGCUUUCUGAGGCUGAAAUGGACAGAAUCUUGCCCAAUCUUCGAGUUCUUGCCCGUUCAUCCCCCGAGGAUAAGCGUAUUCUGGUGGCAAGACUCAAGGCUGUCGGUGAGACGGUCGCCGUUACUGGUGACGGUACCAAUGAUGCUCCUGCGCUCAAAGCAGCAGAUGUUGGCUUUUCCAUGGGCAUUUCAGGUACCGAAGUCGCAAAGGAGGCUUCGUCUAUUGUUCUUAUGGAUGACAACUUUGCUUCCAUCAUCACCGCCUUGAAAUGGGGCCGUGCCGUCAACGACGCUGUUCAGAAGUUCCUACAAUUUCAGAUCACCGUCAAUAUCACAGCCGUUCUUCUUGCCUUUAUUACCGCUGUUUACAGUCCCGAGAUGAAGCCUGUCCUUCGCGCUGUACAGCUCCUUUGGGUUAACCUUAUUAUGGACACAUUUGCUGCGCUUGCUCUCGCCACGGAUCCUCCCACGGAAAAGAUUCUUGAUCGCCAGCCUCAGGGCAAGAAGGCUCCGCUAAUUACCACUAACAUGUGGAAAAUGAUUAUCGGCCAGGCAAUUUACCAGCUGCUUGUUACUCUGGUUCUCUAUUUUGUCGGCCCCGAGAUCUUCAGCUUUGACCGCAACGACACAGACAAGAUGCUGGAACUCGACACUAUUAUUUUCAACACGUUUGUUUGGAUGCAAAUCUUCAACGAGUUUAACAAUCGUCGCCUGGAUAACAAGUUUAACAUCUUUGAAGGCAUCCAUCGUAACCAUUUCUUCAUCUUUAUCAACUGUCUUAUGGUUGGCCUCCAGGUUGCCAUUAUCUACGUCGGCUCGCGAGCCUUUGGUAUUAUGCCAGGAGGUCUUUCUGGCACAAAUUGGGCCAUUUCCAUUGUUGCAGCCAUUGCCUGUCUACCCUGGGCUGUUGUUGUGAGACUCGUCCCAGAUGAGUGGUACGCCAAGAUUGCUAGAACUGUGUCCUUCCCGGUUGUUAUCGUCUACCGUGUCUUGAGCAAGUUUUGCGUGAAAUUUGCCAACCCUUUCAGAAAGGACAAGAAGCCAACCUCGGGAGACGACAACGGUCUAGAUGAUAUUGAGGCUACUGCUUCUACUGGUUCUGCUACCCUGAAGGGCCCUGCUCCCCCAGAGAUUGUGGUAGUCGACACACCUCAGUUCCAAAUUAGCAGUGCGGAGAAAGAAGAGAAGUAACAUAGAGUAUUCAUAUAUAUAGAAGAGUGUAGCUUUGUAAUUUUGAUAGUAUAUACAUGUACCAUUUUCACCCGUCAUUUACGUCUAAUCGCUGUAAGACAUGUGCACCAGAGACAGAUCCUCGAACACAAAAACGUAGUCAAUCU